Pseudophryne corroboree (corroboree frog) is the source of this 912-nucleotide messenger RNA. Its product is annotated as taste receptor type 2 member 41-like. The record is from RefSeq and is a predicted model, not a curated record. Gene Ontology annotation, molecular function: G protein-coupled receptor activity; bitter taste receptor activity. Gene Ontology annotation, biological process: sensory perception of taste; G protein-coupled receptor signaling pathway. Lineage: Eukaryota; Metazoa; Chordata; Amphibia; Anura; Myobatrachidae. Bases 1 to 912 code for a protein of 303 amino acids. The transcript has a single exon. Gene Ontology annotation, cellular component: membrane.
AUGUCUUCUACUUUAUUCCUUAUUACUGGAUCCAUGGAUGUGGCUAUAUUUUUGCUUUCUGCUCCAGGAAACACAUUCAUUCUUUUUGUGAAUAUUUUGGAUGUUGUCAAUUCGAAAGCACUUAAUUUAAGUGACCAGCUCAUUUGUAGCAUCUCUGUAGUCACCAUCUGUCAUCAGUUCUUAUAUGUACUUGAGUUUAUAACUUUCUCUCUAACAAAAGAAAUGUUUUCCGAAGAAGCUGCUGUUAUAUGCUUUAUAUUUAUGUUACAGACUAUCACAUCCUGCAACCUCUGGCUUUCUACCUGGCUCUGUGUGCACUUCUGUAUAAAAAUUGUCAACAUUAAGCAAAGAUGUUACAUUUAUCUACAGAAAAUGUUUCCCAAGACAUUUAAAUGGAUUCUGAUGUCUACUAUCCUGGGGUCAUCUCUGAUCAGUUUCUCUUCAGUGUUGGGAAGUCUAAUGCUUACUCAAUCUGAUAUGACUUACAAUGACUAUGGUCUACCAGCAUAUGAGAAACAGUUAUCUUCAACUGUACUGUAUAGUCUGACUUUUUCUGUGUCCAUUGUAGUUUUAUGUACUUCAGCUCUGACAAUCAUCAUCUCUCUCAGUAGACACAUGAAAAGGAUACAAGACAAUUCGGAAGGCUCAAUAACUCCUAGUGUUGAAGCCCAUGUUCAAGCUACUAGAACUAUUCUCUCACUCUUAGUGAUAAACAUACUUUAUUCUAUUGAUGGACUUCGCUGGUUUAUUGUAAAACCAUUCCUUAUUUAUCACUACGUAUCAUUGAUAUGUUCAUCAGUUAGUCAGAUUCUUAAACCUUGGAUUCUUAUCAAAGGAAACAGCAAACUAGAUGGAGCACUUCAGCAAGUCUUACAUAGCUGCACUUCUCCCCGAAUAUCUAAUGAUACAUAA